This is a messenger RNA of Verticillium alfalfae VaMs.102, 564 nucleotides long. RefSeq lists its product with no specific name. The coding region runs from base 1 to 564 and encodes 187 amino acids. The record is from RefSeq and is a predicted model, not a curated record. The transcript has a single exon. Lineage: Eukaryota; Fungi; Ascomycota; Sordariomycetes; Glomerellales; Plectosphaerellaceae.
AUGUCGCCACACGCAAGUCGGGAAUACAUCCCCCUCAUCUCUUCACCCUUGAACCCGAAGCAACCAUAUACAGUGCCGGCGCAUGCGCCGUCAACACCAGGAAAGCGACGCUCGAGCCAGAUGCGCGGCGAUCUCAGCCCUACGGAGCGCUUACUGCGGUCAAAGGCUGCAUUGGCGUGGAAGUCGACCCAGGACGGUGCUGGGUCCCGCAGAGAGAAAUCGCGGCCGCGGGUCGAAUACGGGCGCGGAGGAACAGUAGUCAAAGCGCCGUUACGAAAAUACCCGGCGCACUGGGACGAAGACAACGACGACGUGGACGCGUUUUACAGCGACGCUGGCGAAUACGACUAUGACGACGACGGCGGUGAGACCAAGGCGUGGGCGGGCGGCCUAACGGUGAUGCGGUCGCGGCUCCUACGCGACACGGCACGAAGGGCGUUGCUCAUGUUCGGCCUCACAUGCCUCGGCGGUUGCCUCCCGAUUUUUGCGCUUCUGUCAUCGGCAAGUUCACCAGGCGGGGUGUGGUCUCUUGGAAAGUCGAGCACUCAGGCGGCGAGCGCAUAG